Messenger RNA from Rhodotorula toruloides NP11, 1833 nucleotides. Its product is annotated as phytoene dehydrogenase. Gene Ontology annotation, molecular function: oxidoreductase activity. The transcript has 10 exons. The coding region runs from base 1 to 1833 and encodes 610 amino acids. The record is from RefSeq and is a predicted model, not a curated record. Lineage: Eukaryota; Fungi; Basidiomycota; Microbotryomycetes; Sporidiobolales; Sporidiobolaceae. Gene Ontology annotation, biological process: carotenoid biosynthetic process.
AUGCGCCCGCUUGCACGUGAAGAGGAGCUUCGAUGCGAUGCCGAGCAACGCAAGGUGAAGGUGAUCGCUUCCGGGAACUCAUCCGCUCGAUCGCCGAUGCCAGGCGGGGCGGUGCGAUGCUUGACGGGGUUGCUCUUGUCCUGCCACCAACUCGUUAGCACAGCAAGGAUGGCAGCUGCGAACGGACACGGCAAGGGAAAGCCCUCGGUGCUCAUCGUCGGAGCGGGCGUCGGAGGGACUGCCUCCGCCGCUCGCCUCGCCCAGUCCGGGUUCGACGUGACAGUCCUCGAGAAGAACGACUUUGCCGGCGGACGAUGCUCCCUCUUCACCGAUCCGACCAAGUCCUUCCGCUUCGACCAGGGCCCGAGCCUGUUCCUCAUCCCGCGACUGUUUGACGAGACCUUUAACGAUCUUGGGACGAGCCUCGAGAACGAGGGCAUCAAGCUCGUCAAGUGCGAGCCAAACUACCGGAUCGUCUUCCCCGACAAGGAGGUCGUCGAGAUGAGCAGCGACUUGACAAGGAUGAAGAAGCAGGUCGAGCGGUGGGAGGGAGAGAAGGGCUUUGAAGGAUUCCUUGGCUUCUUGAAGGAGGGACACGCGCACUACGAGCUGUCGAUGGUCCACGUCCUGCACCGCAACUUCACCUCGCUCCUCUCGAUGGUCCGCCCGUCUCUCAUCAUCCAGCUCCGCAAGCUCCAUCCCUUUGUCUCUGUCUACUCGCGCGCGACCAAGUACUUCAAGACGGACCGCAUGCGGAGAGCGUUCACUUUCGCCUCGAUGUAUCUCGGCAUGUCCCCCUUCGACGCUCUCGGCGCCUACAACCUCCUCCAGUACACCGAGCACUGCGAAGGCAUCCUCUACCCUCUCGGCGGCUUCGGCCGCAUCCCGCAAACCCUCCAACAGCUCGCCGAAAAGAGCGGCGCCAAGUUCCGCUUCAACAGUCCCGUCAAGCGCGUCACGGUCGAGAACGGCACGGCUAAGGGUGUCGAGCUCGAGAGCGGCGAGAAGUUGACCGCCGACAUCGUCCUCGUCAAUGCGGAUUUGGUGUGGAGUAUGGCGCACUUGUACGAGGAGACGAGCUACUCGAAGCGCCUUGAGGAGCGGCCCGUCAGCUGCUCGUCCAUCUCGCUCUACUGGUCAAUGAACCGCAAGAUACCCCAGCUCGACUCGCAUACCAUUUUCCUCGCAGAGGAGUACCGAGAGUCCUUCGACUCGAUCUUCCGCGAACACCGCAUCCCGCAUGAGCCUUCCUUCUACGUCAACGUUCCCAGCCGUCACGACCCUUCCGCCGCACCCGCCGACAAAGACGCCGUCAUCGUCCUCGUUCCCGUCGGGCACAUCUCCGCCGCCCUCCCCUCCUCUUCCGACUGGGACAAAGUCGUCGAAGAGACGCGCAACAAGAUCAUCGGCGAGAUUGAGCGCCGCCUCGACAUCGAGGACCUCCGGAGCUGCAUCGAGCACGAGACGAUCAACACGCCCAUCACUUGGGGCGAGAAGUUCAACUUGCACCGCGGCAGCAUUCUCGGACUCAGUCACGACUUCUUCAACGUCCUCUCUUUCCGCCCCAAGACCCGCCACCCGAGCGUCAAGAACGCUUACUUUGUCGGCGCGUCGGCGCACCCGGGAACGGGCGUCCCCAUCGUCCUCGCCGGCGCCCGCCUCGUCGCAACCCAAAUCCUCAACGACCUCGGGAUGCCCAUCCCCUCGCGUUGGAACGUCUCCUCGUCGGAACUCGCGACGCACAAGACGAUCCGCGAUGCAGCAGGAGGGUUUACGCUCCUCUCGGUGUUGUUUGGGUUGAUUGCUUUGUUGGUGAUGUACCUGCGCGGUUGA